Molecule: messenger RNA, 5309 nt
Organism: Columba livia (rock pigeon)
Lineage: Eukaryota; Metazoa; Chordata; Aves; Columbiformes; Columbidae
Gene: EFCAB5
Product: EF-hand calcium binding domain 5
Exons: 23
Coding region: 642-4700 (1352 amino acids)
Molecular function (GO): calcium ion binding
Source: RefSeq, a predicted model, not a curated record
GGAGGGCGGGGAGGGGGAGCGGAGGUGGCGCGGCGCCGGCCGCAGGGGGCAGCAGCUCCACGCGCGCCAACGGCCUCUCACCGACUGAGGCGCGCGGGGGCUGGGCCGGCCGGGCACAAUAAGGCGCCAGGGCGCAUGCGCCACCUGUCAGCGCGGCCCCGCCCCCGCGCCGCGGCGGAGCGUUAACCCCUGCGGGCCUGGGCGGUGUGCGAGGGGGUGUCCGCGUCGUUCCUUCUGAGAUUCUCACAUCUGGUUAAUACAGUCUCAGCUCAUCUUGUAAUGGACUUGCAACAGUUCUGGACUUUGUGAACCUUGAAUCUGAAGUCAUGUGAUGCAGUGAUCUAAGUUGAGUACAGAAGAGUCUGUUGGGCUGCCAAAGCCAAAAGACAACCUACAGCAAUUCCGAGUUGUGGAAGAGACAUAGCAACCUUUGGGAUUAUUGCUUAGCAACUGCAAACACACAGAGGAGUAAAACUCACAGCCGGGAUCCACAGCAGGUCUGAGAAAUCCCUAAUUCACUUUAAGAUUUUUAAUACUUGAGAACAGAUGGGCAUAUAUUAAAUUCCUGUUCAUUUGCAAAGCCACUUUGAAAGCAGGAGGACUAAGAUCUAUUUUGAUACGUGCUCCAAAGUGACUGAGGGAUGGCUGCUCAGCCAGAAGAAGCAGCAGGUCUAAAACAUCCCAGACUUGGAGAAAAUAAUACGACUGCCAGAGAAAGGAAGAGAAAUCAGGGGAGUGAUGAGCUUCCCUGUUUCAGUAAUUAUGCUCUGUGGAAAGAGUGUUUUUACGAAAAGGUACAGCAGAGGUGUCUGAGUCUGCAGGAGGCAAAGGUGAAGAUGAUUCAUGCACAAAAGGCAAAGGAAGAAAAGGUAAAAAAGAGAGAACCCUGUGACUGGCUGCCCAGAGAGUGGUUCAGUGAAGAGACAGACUCACUAGAUACUCGCAUCUAUUUGCUUGACAAACUCCUACCAACAUUAAUCCCAGGAGUGGAAAAACUGUUAAUGGAAGUGGAAAGAAAGAAUGUGCUUGCACCAGACAAAGAACCAACUGAAUUCAACCCCAUUAUUUUUCUCGGAGAGUAUCUGAUGAGACAUAACCCUCAGUAUGGUGUUUCUACAAAACCAGGCCCAUACCUGAGAGGAAUGAAGGUGGUCACGAAGGAGAUAAAAACUAAGAUGCCAGGUACAGCAUCGGAGAGGCUGGCCAGCAUGAAGUCUGAGGCAGAAAACAUACGUAAGGAAAGGCAGCAGGUGGAAAAUAUGAAGGCUCAGGUGAAGGAGAUGAGAAAGGAGGCGCUGGCAAUUCAGUUCAAGGAGUGGACAGUGGAUAUCAGUGGCAGAAUACCAGUCGCACUGGUUCAGAGUGCCCUGAGGUCUUUUCUGGAUGUCGUUGCUUCUAUUCCCACAGAUGCGGGAAAAGCAAUCUAUGUCAAGAAGCUGGAAAUCAUAGACACAUUGGGAAAAAAAGUAAACAUAGAUGAAUUCGCAGAGUAUGUCCAUUCCUACACUGAACAUUUUUCAGAUGACAUGUUCCAAGAAAUCCUGAAGCAUCUCUCUCAGUGCGCUGAAGACUUCAAAGGAGCAAUAAGACAUGAUAUGUGGAGGCAGAUGUUUACUGAUCUCUUCCUAGAUUGUGAUUCUGGAAAGGUUGGUCUCUUAGAUAGACAAAGAAUACUUGCCCUCCUCGUAGACUUCUAUGACAGAAGCUCCGUGAUCAUGAAAAGGAGAUUCCGUAACCCAAGACAGUGGCCAAUAAUUGAGCUGCAAGAGAUUGAGCUGGUGGAUUUAUGGGGAGUCCUCGAUGACCAGGAAGUUUGUGAGGAAUUCAGUGAAAAGUUGGUCUUGUCUCAAACAGAAAUUUCUGAGGGAGAGAUUUUAGCAUAUCAACCUGUGUCGGUGGUGAAAAGCGCUGAAUUUGAAGAGAAUGAUUUGGAUGGAGACACAAAACAUACUGAGAAAUCCAGUUUCCAGGAAGACAUUGAAACUGCGAGGCAAAGUGAGUGUGCAAGUGCAGACAGACAAGAGGAAGAUUUCCCAGGAUCUGACUCCACUGGGAACAGUCUCAGUAGAGAUGGAGAACCUGGAUCUGAAAAACAAGUGGAGGAAGAGGAAUUUGGCCUGGGUACAAAGCCUGAUACAGAAACAAAUAUGGAAGAAGAUCAUCCUGUCUCAGACAGAGAACCUGGCACAGAAGGGCAAGUUAGUCAGGAGGAAGACGAUGGCAUUGCAGAGACAACCAACAUGACUGCAGGACCAACACCUGAAGCUACAGCCAUGACCUCAGAGGACAAAGCUGUGGCAGACAUGGAUGUCAUUGCUUCAGAACAGAAUGCUCCAGUUGCAGAGGUUGUGAAAGAAACUCCUGCAAGAAAAGAGAGUUUUUCCAGGCAGCAUGGCAGCCAGUUUGGCCGACAGACAAGCUCAGAGACAAGACUGAAGGAUGAGGACCUUCUGCAAGACCAGAAUAAAGGUCCAGCACCCCCAGACAGGCAGGACUCUCCAGCUGAAGCUGGCCAGGAGUCUGAAGUGCCGUGGUCAGGUGAUCUUCUGACGUUAGACCUAAGUUGCAGGCAUAGCAGCUAUGGGGGAAGAAUUCCAGAAGACUGGAAGUGUAAGGCCACUAGAUUUCCAGACUUAGGUCCCAUCAUGGCAGAGAUUCAGAACCGCUGGGCUUCUCGUACUAGGAGUGCCUUUGAUGAAAGCUGCCUCAACCUGCCCCAGUUUGUGCAGCUCAUGGAGACAUUUGUUGGUGAAGACAUUUCUCUGCCUACUCUGAAGAGGCUUAAUGCAUUUAUCAAAGAAGAAUACAAACAGACAGAGGAGGAAAAAACAGAACAGCUAGAAAAAGUUCACCAUGUCUCUCACUUGGCCCAACGGAAACUGCUUUUGGAGGCACUUUUCGAAAAGUGGGACAGCAAUGCGUCUGGGUUUCUGGACCUAGAAGAGGUGGAUGCUGUUCUAAGCACAUUCAAGGAAGGGAUGGAAAAAGAGGCCUUGAGGAAGGCGAAGAAACACCUUUGCUCCCGUUACCCAGAGCUCAGCAGAGCAGGGAAGCUAUCCCCAAAGGCAUUCCAGCUCUUCCUUGAGUUAAUUGCGUCUGAGUUUGCUGGUGAUAAGGAUGAAGCUAUUGAUAACUUGGUGGAAUUUCUGACCGAAAGCAUAAAACAAAGUCACAUGGAGAGCCUGCAAAGCUUAACCAGGAGGAAAUGGCUGCACGAUAUCCAGCAAGCAGCCGAGACCAGUGGAGCAAACAUGGACCCAGUUUACAAAGCCGUGUUUAAGGCCCUCUUGCAGGAUGCAGAAGCCCAUGGGGAUAACAAGAAGAUCAGCGCAUAUAUUGCCCUUUUGGAAGAGAACCGGCUCUCACCAGAGCGGGGACAGGCUCUCCUGCACUAUGUGGCAUGUACCACGGAUGACGCUCCAUAUGUUUUAAACCAGAUACUUUACAGGGACAUGAAAGGAGUCAGUUUUGAAGCUGUCGAAGGGGGAAAGCCAAUCCAUGUUCCAACAGUUCAGCUCCACGGAAAUAUCCACUUUUGGAACUACAACCGCCCAGUGGAGGAGAGAAAAGGCUCAUUCCUGGUACUGCCAUUGCACGAUGCUCGCUGGAGAGUCUUUGGCAUUCUAGGACUUGACACCCUUCGUGACCAGUGUGAGAAAACCAUCUUUCUGACCCAUGAGAUCAGUUUCUAUCAGGGAGUUGCUCAUGCAUUCAGCAAAGCCUACCACCAUAUCUUCACACUGGAAAAAGUUCUACGAAUGGCAGUUACUGCUCUGGACUGGUUGUAUCCCAGGGCACCCAGCAUCCACACCGUUACAGUGUACCUGCUGGAGCCUGGCAAGGACAAGACAUGGGACUAUGCUCUGUGCAAGAUGAUUACCACAGAUAAUACAGGGCAAAAAGAAAUUCAUAGCUCUCCUGUUCUUCUCCUCAGAGAAGAAAACCUCCUAAGAGAUUACCUGUUUAAGUGCAUAGACAGUUCAGAGGUCAUUCGCACUUGUGUCUGUGGAGAACACCACAUUGCAGUACCUCUCCGUGACCUAUCAGGACAAGCUCUUGGGAUAUUUGAUAUCAGUGUUGGACAGCACCAGAAAUUACCACCUCAUGAACACAAAGACCUGCAGAAAAUGUUAAAGAUGGCCCAAGCUGCCUGCUCUGAGAUACUGAAAAUAUCUGCAGAGGAAACAGAACCUACCUAUGUACUGGAGGCAGAACAUGUGGCAAAGUUGAGGCAUGGAGAGAUUCUGUUCCACCGGUUCAUGCUGCAGGACCUGCGCGAGUGUGUCCGGAAACUCAAUGCUGAGAGCUUUGCUGAAAUAAAGAGCUGUGCAGAACCGCCAGCCCUGGUCCAUACCAUAGUUAAGGCCGUGCUGUUGCUCUUCCAUCCAGACUGGAAGGGCUCAGAGAAGACUGAGAACUGGAGUCAGUGCAUUCGGAAUCUUGAUGACAAUUUGAUUCAGGAGAUUUAUUGUUUUGAUCCAACUGCUGCAUCUGUGCAAGUUCAAGCAGAGCUGGUGCUGGACUGCAUCACUGGUGUCCCCAGCGCGGCGGCGCGGCAGCGCGGCUGGGUCCCGGCUGAGCACCUGCACCACUGGGUCCACACCUGCCUGUCGCUGGCAGAGAUCGCCAGGAGCCUGCGCAGCAAAACCCCUCCGUCUUCAGCCCCUCUGCGCACCCGGUUCUCCUGUGCCUCCGAUUAAACAUCGUCCUUCCUCAUCUAACCCUGGUGAUUCCGGCAUUUGACAUCUUUCCUUCAACUGACUGUUGUUUUUUGUAUUUUUCUCAUGCAUAGCUACAAAGCAUUUGUUAUUAAGAUGAUAGGAAGUCUGUUAGGGGUUAUUAAGAUGAUAGGAAGUCUGUUAGGGGUUAUUAAGAAAAAGCAAUACAAACAUUUUGCUGGUGUAACUACUACAUUUUAAAAGCUUCAUUAAAAGGUUUUGUUGUUUUGUUUUGUGUUUGGGGUUUUUUUUAAUUAAUUCUGAUGGGAAAAAAGAGAGAGACAGGGACAAGUUUAUGACUUCCAAGCUACAAUACUCAUAAAUGAUACAGCAAAAUUUUUCAAGAUUCAGUUUCCUUAAAUUACCUUUUAGGUAUAAUUUUAAGUGAAGGUGGUUAAUCAGCAUUUUGUGAAGUUCUUUUGAACAUGUUGCAGAGAAGCCCUACACUUUUCAUUAUAGCAAAAAAAAGCUUUCUUAUUGGGAUGAAGCUUGAGAUUACAGCCCACUGAACUGUCGGCUGCAAGAUUUCAUCUUUCCAAUAACGUUUCUUUUGGCAGAAUCACUUUUUUAAUAAAUAUUUGGGAAAUUAAA